Molecule: messenger RNA, 960 nt
Organism: Zasmidium cellare ATCC 36951
Lineage: Eukaryota; Fungi; Ascomycota; Dothideomycetes; Mycosphaerellales; Mycosphaerellaceae
Exons: 1
Coding region: 1-960 (319 amino acids)
Source: RefSeq, a predicted model, not a curated record
AUGACACCGAGCAAGAGCAACACAUUCACACUGGUCUUAUCAGAUGGUAGAACGCUUGCGUACGAGACCUAUGGAGUUUGCCACCCAAAUCAAUCCACAUCCACCGCAUUCUACUUCCACGGCCUCCCCGGCUCUCGACUCGAAGCCGCCGCCGCCGCCUCUCAUGUCACUCGAGUAAACCUGCGCAUCAUUUCCAUCGACCGACCAGGCUUCGGUCUAUCCACCCCGCGUCCAGGGCGGAUACUCCUCGACUGGCCCAAAGACGUCGCCGAGCUCGCCGACCAUCUCGGCCUGGAGAAGUUCCAUCUGCUGGGCGUCAGCGGCGGAGGUCCGUACGUCUUCGCCUGCCUCAAGGAGAUUCCCGAGCGGAUUAUCAACGCCGCUGUGGUAUGCUCCGCCUGGCCUUUUGAUCUCGGAACGGCGGGUAUGCGCUGGGCCACGUGGUUCUUGCUGAAGACUGCGUCGGUCUCAUGGCUCCAGGGUGUUGUAGCCUUCCUUUUGGAUUGGGAGAUGGGCGACCUGGCACGAGAGACCGAGCACCCUGAACGCUUCGUCGACGCAUUCAUGAAAGCGAUGUCUGCGCCUGAUCGUCCCGCAGCGGACGCCGAGGUCUUGCAAGACGAAGUCCUCCGCGCUCAAGUCAUCGCCGCCACGCGGGAGGCCUUCCGACAAAGCAGUAUCCAUAGUGCUUGGGAAGCAGGACUGUACGACGAUUGGAAGUUCCAGCUCAGUGACUUGGACUUCAAAGGACGUCUGGAGAUUUGGCACGGGAGGUUGCAUGUCAAUGUCCCCGUGGCGAUGGCGGAGAAGGCCGCCGCUCGAAUGCCCUGGGCGACGUUGCAUCUCGUUGAGGACGUAGCGCAUUUGAGUCUGCCUGCGCGGUAUUUGCGUGAGAUUCUCUCUUCUCUUGUAGGGGUACAGACGAGCUCGGCAGCUGUUUGCAUGAGCAAUGUAGACUGA